UGCAGCGCCAUUCGUAUAGUAUAUUUAGUAUAGUGAGCAUACAAGUCGUAUAACGUGCAUGUUAACGCACGCGUGGGUACCAUAAGUUUCGGUGCAACUGUUUAACGCUUCAUAGUUCAGUUCAGCUAAGAAGUUGGUAACUUGGUUGUGCAGUGCAAUUCUGAACAUAAGAGAGGGAGUUAAAAGCGGAGGAGUCAAGUGUUACGUACGAAGUCGCAGCAGCGGCAGUAUAACGAGAGGUGUGUUACAAUUCAAACAUUCGAAAAUUUAGAAGCGUGCAUCAGUCCAUGAAGUUUCUUCAACAAUAAAAUUCACUUGCAAAAUAUACAUCGCAGGAAUUCCUUUCAAGUGAGAGUUGUAAUUGAUAAUCAAUAAAAUGGCGGAAGCUCAUGCAGCUGUAGCAUUUAGUUUCUCUAUUACUCAUGAAGGAUGGGAUGUAAAUUUUGAUAAAGAAGUUCUACAUUUAGUAUGGCAAUCGGGUGUUCGUUCUUGGAAAAAAAGACUGUUCAAAUUUCUUAACAACUUGAAGAGUGGUGUAUAUCCUGCAUCCUUGCAAAGCUUAUGGUUUACUGUAAUUUUGGUAACUACAAUACAUUUCUUGGGUUACAGGGUACCUUAUGACCUUGUUGGGAAAACUGUACCCUAUCUUUCAGGGUCUUCAAUACUGACACAUUUGGCAGGAUCAUUUGCUGUUGGACUUCUUUUAUGGUUGGUAAUGAUAUAUGUGAUGAGGUACACUUUAAAAUUAUUACUUAUGUACAAAGGAUGGAUGUACGAAUCAAGAGAAAAAGGAACAAAACUUUCAAAUUUCACUAGAGCAUGGACCUCAUUAGUCAAAUUAUUCAUUUCAUGGCACAAGCCAAUGUUGUAUAGUUUUCAAGGAUCUCUACCGCGACUACCAUUACCAUCAGUAGAAGAUACUAUGAAACGGUAUCUUCGAAGCGUGCGACCUUUAUUGGAUGAUGAAAAUUAUGCUCGAAUGGAGACAUUGGCUAAAGAAUUUCAAAAAGGCAUUGGCGUGAAACUUCAACGUUAUCUAAUUCUGAAGUCCUGGUGGGCUACUAAUUACGUUUCUGAUUGGUGGGAAGAAUAUGUUUAUCUACGAGGACGAUCUCCCAUUAUGGUGAAUUCAAACUUCUAUGGCAUUGAUGCUAUUCUUAUGCAUCCUACUAGUGUACAAGCUGCUCGUGCUGCAGGCGUUAUUUAUUCAUGUUUACAAUACAGACGUCUUAUUGAACGGCAAGAAUUGGAACCGAUAUUAAUUCAAGGUUUAGUGCCUUUAUGUUCAUGGCAGUAUGAAAGAUUAUUUAAUACUACGCGACUACCGGGACGUGAAACAGACAAACUUGUUCAUUACCAGGAUUCAAAGCACAUUGUAGUAUAUCAUAAGGGCAGAUACUUCAAAGUUCCUAUUUAUCAUAAAAAUCGAAUUCUUCAAGCUUGUGAAAUCGAAAUUCAGAUGCAGCAAAUUUUAGAUGAUCAGUCUGAACCAUUAGUAGGCGAAGAAAAAUUGGCUGCAUUAACUGCUGGUGAAAGAACAACUUGGGCGCAAGCUAGAGAAGAAUAUUUUGGGAAAGGAGUAAAUAAAAUGUCCUUAGAUCUCAUCGAGAAAGCAGCAUUUGUAGUAGUUUUGGAUGAUGUACCGUAUAUAUAUGAUCCAGCAAAUCCAGACAAAUUGGAUCAAUAUGGACGGAUUCUACUACACGGUAAAGGAUAUGAUAGAUGGUUCGAUAAGUCUUUUACUUUAUGCAUCGGUACGAAUGGCAGAACUGGUUUCAAUGCUGAACAUUCUUGGGCAGAUGCAGCAGUGAUGUCACAUUUGUGGGAGUACGUCAUGUCUCAGGAUCUCAACAAACAAUAUACAGAAGAUGGGCAUAACAAAGGUAAACCAGAAUUUAUACCUCCAUCGCCGACGCGACUUCAGUGGGACUUAACUCCAAACUGCAUAAAUGUUAUCGAAGAGUCAUGUCAGGUUGCCCAAAAUUUAUUAAGUGAUGUUGAGCUACGUAUUUAUGUGCAUGAUGCAUAUGGCAAAGGAUUUAUGAAAGUUAACUCAAUGUCACCUGAUGCAUACAUACAAAUGGCACUUCAAUUGGCAUAUUUCCGUGAUUCUAAUAAAUUUAAUUUAACUUAUGAAGCUUCCAUGACUAGAUUAUUCCGUGAAGGAAGAACGGAAACCGUGAGGCCAUGUACAAUUGAAUCUACUGAAUGGGUGAAAACAAUGCACGAUGAAGAUGCAACAGUAGAACAAAAGUACAAAUUAUUGAUGGCUGCAGCAAAGCAACAUCAAAAAGGUUAUCAAGAUGCUAUGUCUGGUAAAGGAAUAGAUAGACAUCUAUUUUGUUUAUAUGUAGUAUCGAAAUAUUUAGAAGUGGAUUCACCUUUCUUGAAGGAGGUUUUAAGUGAACCAUGGAAAUUAUCCACUUCGCAGACACCACAUGGUCAAACGUCACUAAUAGAUUUGAAGAAGAAUCCAAAUUGUAUUUCUGCAGGCGGUGGUUUUGGUCCUGUGGCUGAUGAUGGUUAUGGUGUAUCCUACAUCAUUGCUGGAGAAAAUCUUAUAUUCUUUCAUAUCUCUUGCAAACUUAGCUCCCCACAAACUAAUGCUGCACGGUUUGCAAAACAAAUAGAAAGAGCACUAGCUGAUAUAAAGAACUUAUUCAUUGAAAGACAGAAGUUGCAACAAGCUAAAAAGAAUGGAUCUGUGUAAUUACUGUACAAGAAGGAACAGAACAAACAUUAUCAAAAACUAAUGACAUUAGAUACUUUACCUGAAAGUAAACAAUAGUCUAUUCUAUUUAUAUAAUUACAGAAAUCAUAUCAUUUAAAUAUUGGCCUUUGAAAAGUUUCAAACUGGACACUACGAUGAGCAAACUAAAAAAUCUGCUACAAUUUUUUAUCAGACAAGCAAUUUUUCAACAUAAAUUUAUUUGCAGUAUUUAUGUAAUUUUAUAAAGUAAACAAGUUUAUCUCAUAUCUUUUGAUAUUGUAAACUUUAUGAAUAUACACAUCUUAGUUAUUCUGAUUUUCAAAUAAGUCAGUUAUAACGCUAAAAAAUGUUUGACAAUUAGAGAAAUUGGUAACAAAAUAGCACCUAAAUUUGGAUACUCUAGCUCUGAGGUAUUUUAUUCAAUAAUUAGUUUAUUCUACUGUUAAAAAGUUAUUAGGAAUCAAAUUUUUCAUCAUUCUUUAAUCAUAUCAUAUUUUAAAACAAUCAACACCAAUAUAUUUCUAAAACUUAGAACAUAAGCAGUAAAAUGUUUUAUGUUACAGAAAAGAAUUAUAACUUCAGUAUGGUAUCAAGUGCAUAUUUAUCAUUCAUCUUUUUUAUUCAUUAGAACGUGAAAUCAUUUAACAAUCAAUACUUGAGUAAAGUAUUCAACAUCUUGUUAUAAAAUCUAAUAUUUUAGAUAAUACUACUUUAAUAACAUUAAACACUAUACUUUCAAAAUGAUUGGUAAUCAUAUAUUAUGAUUGAAAAUCAAAUAUAAUACUUUGCACAAGGUAGUAUUAUGAAAUACUAUAAAAAUAUGAAAUGAACCUUGUCUGAAUCUCAGAAAAGUCAAUUAUCAAUGAAUGUUUUUAUUCAAAUUCAUGGGAAGUUUUGUAUAAGUUAUUAAUGAGUUUACAAAUUUUGUAUGUUAAUGACGCGUCAUUUUAUAAUGCAACGUGAUUAUGUUAGUAAUUAGUAUAAAAUUAUGUCCAAUAAUAUGCCAUAACUCAAUAUCUGCAACCUAUCAAUGCAAAGUUUUAAUGUUAUAGUUAGUUUUAUACGUGUAAUGUAUUACUUCUUUAUAUUACUUCUUUAUUAAAAUUAUAUUUCCAGGUACUGGUGCUUUCACACUUUUAUUAAUGAUAUUUUACAAUUUUAAGACUUAUAUAUUUAUCUAUUCGACAAUAAGAAAAAGAAACAGUGAGAUAAAUAUAUAUUAUAUGACUAUAUAAAAAUGGUAAACAAUUUGAACAAUUUGAUAUAUUUUUUUUAAUGAAACAAGUAGUUUGUGUGUUUAAUAAAAGUUACGAUAACCUUUCGGAUCUGCAAAAUUAGGAAUUUCCAA
Nomia melanderi (Alkali bee) is the source of this 4058-nucleotide messenger RNA. It is a transcript of the gene whd, whose product is annotated as carnitine O-palmitoyltransferase whd. Lineage: Eukaryota; Metazoa; Arthropoda; Insecta; Hymenoptera; Halictidae. Gene Ontology annotation, cellular component: mitochondrion. Gene Ontology annotation, biological process: fatty acid metabolic process; carnitine metabolic process. The record is from RefSeq and is a predicted model, not a curated record. Gene Ontology annotation, molecular function: carnitine O-palmitoyltransferase activity.